CUGUGAGAAUCACCCUUCCAUUGUUAUAAUCCAUUGGAGAACCAUGGACAAACAGCAGAUCCAGAGUCUUUGGACCAGCGCCCAGAACUCCCUGGAGGGCUUCCAGAAGACCAAAUCAGAGACCUCCCGGAGAGAAGCUCUGGCCAAGCUCACCAAGCUUCAACGAGCACUAGAGCAGCCCAAGGAUGCCAUCCUGAAGCUGUCGUACCAGCCAAUGGUCUUCAUGGCCCUCAAGGUAGCCCACGACAUGAAGGUCUUCCCAGUGCUAGCAAAUGCGACAUCGCCCGUCUCAGCGAAGCAAUUGGCAGCCGCCAAGCCAGCUAAUCCUCUACUCAUUGAGCGAAUCAUGCGCCUCCUGGUGUCCUUUGACAUUGUCGAAGAGCCCGAGCCGGGCACCUACCUCCCCACUGCCAUUGCCAAGGAGAUGGUGAACCGACCAUCUAUCGGGACAGUGGAAUCUUUGUUCUGCGAAUUCCUCCCCAUAAUGCAAAAGACCCCUGAAUACCUCGAAGCUACAAACUACCAGAACCCCGAAGACCCGUUAUGUUCGCCCCUCCAGUUCACCCACAAUGUUCAGCAGGACGGUUUCUCCUGGCUGUGUGAGCAUCCGGAUGCCCUCAUCCGGUUCAACAAUUUCAUGGAGGGUCAGCGUGCCAACCGCCUCCACUGGGGUGACUGGUUCCCCAUGCAGGAGCAGAUCCUCGCGGGUGUCGACAAGAACCCGGAGCGGGUGCUCCUGGUCGAUAUCGGUGGUGGUCGCGGCCAUGAUUUAAUGCUGUUCCAGAAACGGUUUCCGGAUGCUCCAGGCAAGCUGGUGCUGGAAGACCUUCCUUCGGUGAUUGAUGAGGCUACUCCAGAACUGGACGCUUGUGGCAUUCAAGGCGUCAAGUACGACUUCUUCAAGGAGCCUAACCCGGUCAAGGGCGCUCGUGUUUAUUACUUCAAAUUUGUCUUCCACGACUGGUCAGAUGAGAAGGCCCGCGUUCUCCUGAACUAUGUCAUCGAAGCCAUGGAGGCUGGGUACUCCAAGCUGGUAAUCGAAGAGUACAUCCUCCCAGACAGGAAUGCUCAAUUCCUCCACGGGACGACAGACAUGGCGGUGAUGAUGUUCUGUUCGGGACUGGAGCGCACCCGCCAACAGUGGAAGAAUCUCCUGGAGUCUGUGGGACUCCAGCCCACUUUCUGGACGCGCGAGGGCGAUGGCCUGGGGAUUAUUGAGUCGGUGCUGCCGGCUGCCAACGGAACCAACGGGGCGGCUCACUAGAUUAGGUAGAUGCUAAGAUGAUAGUUCUCAUGCUGGAUGAAGGCAUUCAACCUUAAUGAGAAUGUAAUGGAACCCAUGACCCUAUUCGAAAUGC
Aspergillus glaucus CBS 516.65 is the source of this 1358-nucleotide messenger RNA. RefSeq lists its product as uncharacterized. The transcript is spliced from 5 exons. The record is from RefSeq and is a predicted model, not a curated record. Bases 44 to 1264 code for a protein of 406 amino acids. Gene Ontology annotation, molecular function: O-methyltransferase activity. NCBI's taxonomy places the organism in Eukaryota, Fungi, Ascomycota, Eurotiomycetes, Eurotiales, Aspergillaceae.